GCUCAUGCAGAAAAGCUUUGACGACCUAUUAUCUUACUUACACUAUAUUCCUUGCGCCCUGAUGAAGCAUAAUGUUGAGUUUCUUCAGCCUCUGACUCUACUUGGUGCAUUAGGACGGUUCUAAGGAUCGCUUGACUGCAUUAUGGAGCUAGGAAGCAUGCGCAGUUUGGUGUAUGUUUUUGCAAUAACGCUGACGGCACAGCUAUUGGUACAGGCCGGCUGCAAACCAAGCUUUUUCACGUUAAACAGACCAGACAAUCAACUUCAAAAAUUUAGGAAGAUGCCCCGACGGUUGAGAUGCAGAGGUUAUCAUUCCAGCUGCGUGCCAUGGAGUAAAAACCCCGUCACAAGUUGCUGUACACAAGACAAUCUGACUUGCAAAUGUAAUUUGUGGAUGCAAAACUGCAAGUGUACUAGCAAGAUGUGGGGUAGAUAACGCACGGGACCGAAGAGAGUAGACAGCGCCACUUGUCGGCGUUUAGUUCCUCUGCCCGAACGUCCACUACCGCCAUGUGUCUCUGUCACCGGAAUGCUCACGCAGAUGUAUACUUUGUAUACGCAUGCCUAUCUCGACCGCACUUACAUGCUGUUAAACUAAAAUAUUUCGUUACAAACUAAACUAUAAUUUCGUCAAUCAGAAAUAAUGGUAUUUUGUAGCAUGAACUGCGAUGUAAUUCAGUGGUCUAUAUAUUAUAUGCCCUUAGAAUAAAAGGUCUAUAAUGUCGGCUUCGAACGGAUAACUUUUGCUUCAACACUGACUUCAAACUGAGGGAAAACUUCGUGACUUCAGAAUAAGAAUAUGAUGUGGGUUUCAUCUGAGGAACUUUCUGGUUUAAAAAACACAAAACGCUCUUGGCUUAUUAAGUGAAAAAUAGUGUCCUGCAACUCAACUUAUCGGGGAAAAAAGUAUUAAGAAGUUCCCUCCCUUGAUUUAUAGGUGAAAUUACAUGGACAGAACGCCCAUAUAAACAAUAUGUUUUGCGUUACCGUAAAAGAUUACGAACUUCCGGUCCAUGAAGGUUGGUGAUGGGUCGAGAUGACACGGAGCCUUUUGUAAAGUACAAAAUAAAAGCAAAAGUGUGGGUUGAAUGUGUAAUUCUCUAGCCAAAGAUCUGUGUUUUUACCUAUCAGAUAGGCCUAACCUGGGUACUCUGCUGACAUAUCGCCAUCAUUUGAAACUUGACUGUUACGACCGAAGUACAUUGUAUCUCCACAAAUUUAUUAUUUAUUUCCUGUUUUUAUUUAGUCAUCAUCUUUCUUUGCCCGUUGUCACGUUGUUAGUGACAAGUAUAUUUACUAAUAAACAGUUCUGUUCAACUGUC
Molecule: messenger RNA, 1322 nt
Organism: Liolophura sinensis
Lineage: Eukaryota; Metazoa; Mollusca; Polyplacophora; Chitonida; Chitonidae
Exons: 4
Coding region: 143-436 (97 amino acids)
Source: RefSeq, a predicted model, not a curated record